CGACUGCAGCAACACUGACCAAUGCAGUUCCUCUGUCACAAUUUGAGGGUCACGUCACGUGACUCCGUGAAAACGGCCGAAAAAAAAUCGCCCUUUUCACGACAGCGUGACACGCAAACGGCGCGACAGGCAUUUCAUACGGACAGCGGUAGUGAGAGGGUCUGAGGGUUGCUGUUUGGGGCAGGGUGAGGGCGGAGGAGGCGGCGCUGCCAUUCCCUGCGUGUGGCUGGUUUCCUGUAUCCUCGCUACCCCCGGCUCCCGCUUCCUUUCUCUUGGCUUCCAGGACUUUAUGCGAGGAGGGUCCACCCCGGAGCUUGUCUGCUCUCGGCUGGGGCAGAAACGGGGGGGAGACGGGUGAAUUUACCCUCCCCCUCAGCGAGUUCGGAGCUUUUCUCCCCUUUCCGUUCCCCCAGGUGCUCGGACGGGAACAGCCGGAAAGCGAAAUGGCGUCCAACACGGACAGGGAGAUCAUUUUGACCGACUAUCAGGACCCCAGGAGCAGUAUAGUCGCUGAACCCAUGGGUAUUUUUCCAAAAAUUGACUUUUCAGAUCCAUUAGCUCAGCCACAUUUGGAUGAGAUGAAGGACCAGAUAAAGCGUGAAAUUAGAAAAGAACUUAAAAUCAAAGAAGGUGCUGAAAAUCUUCGUAAAGUCACUACGGAUAAAAAAAACUUGGCUUAUGUGGACACUAUAUUAAAAAAGUCUAACAAGAAACUAGAAGAGCUUCACAACAAUCUGCAAGAACUAAAUGCACAUAUUGUAAUGCGAGAGGCCGAGAAUCUUCCAGAUUGUCCAAAAACUCCAGAUACUCCUAAAAGUGACUCUGGCUCUUCUGCUUUUAAUGGAAGGCUGAUAGCAUUGCAAAAGCAGCUUGACAUUGAGUUAAAAGUGAAGCAAGGAGCUGAAAACAUGAUUCAGACUUACUCUAAUGGACAGUCAAAAGAUCGGAAACUUCUUGGCACGGCUCAGCAAAUGCUCCAGGAUAGCAAGACAAAAAUAGAAGUAAUACGCAUGCAAAUUCUACAAGCCAAUCAGCAGACUAAUGAGAUGUCCUUUGAUAAUGAAAAACCUGUGAUAAGUCCCCUUGAGCUGAGAAUGGAAGAACUACGGCACCAUUUUAGGAUAGAAUUUGCUGUAGCUGAAGGGGCAAAGAAUGUCAUGAAGCUUUUAGGUUCUGGAAAAGUUACAGACAGAAAGGCUCCUUCUGAAGCUCAAGCAAGAUUUAACGAGUCAAGUCAGAAGCUGGAUCUCUUAAAAUAUUCCUUGGAACAGAGACUCAAUGAACUUCCAAAAAACCAUCCCAAGAGCAGUGUUAUCAUUGAAGAGCUUUCCCUAGUUGCAUCUCCAACAUUAAGUCCACGCCAAAGCAUGACUUCUACACAGAAUCAGUACAGUACACUAUCCAAGCCAGCAGCUUUAACAGGUACCUUGGAAGUUCGACUUAUGGGCUGUCAAGAUAUUCUGGAAAAUGUACCAGGCAGAUCCAAGGCUGCCUCUGCUACCUUACCAGGGUGGAGCCCAAGUGAAGCGCGCUCCUCCUUCAUGAGCAGAACAAGUAAAAAUAAAAGCGGUAGCAGCCGGAACCUUCUUAAGACGGAUGAAUUUUCCAAUGAGGUCUGUGCUGUGUUAAAGCUGGACAAUACCGUGGUUGGUCAAACCAACUGGAAACCAAUAUCCAAUCAGUCAUGGGAUCAGAAGUUUACACUGGAACUGGAUAGGUCACGAGAGUUGGAGAUCUCUGUGUUUUGGCGAGAUUGGAGGUCGUUAUGUGCAGUUAAGUUUCUGAGACUAGAAGAUUUCUUGGACAACCAGCGACAUGGCAUGUGCCUAUAUUUAGAACCCCAGGGCACACUUUUUGCUGAGGUAACCUUCUUUAACCCGGUUAUUGAAAGAAGGCCGAAACUUCAGAGGCAAAAGAAAAUAUUUUCAAAGCAACAAGGCAAAACAUUUCUUCGUGCUCCUCAAAUGAACAUUAAUAUUGCAACAUGGGGCAGGCUGGUGAGAAGGGCAAUUCCUACAGUGAAUCAUUCUGGAACCUACAGCCCUCAGGUUGCUGUUCCUGCCGCUGUGCCUGUGGUGGAUCCACGGAACCUAGAACUUUCACCAAUCAGUGAAUCUACUGUAGCAAAGUUGGAUUUUGACUUAGAACCAGAAGCUCCUCCUGCUCCACCUCGGUCAUCUUCUCUUGGUGACCUCUAUCAGCCUUCAGCAGAACAUAAAACACCUAAUGUCCUAGUGCCGGAUAAAGGAACUUAUGAAAACUCAAAUAACAGAAAUAGCAUCAUUGGAAAGCAAACGGCAGAAGUAAAUAUUGAACCAGAAAUUCCAGUAUCCGAUAUGAACUAUAGCACGAGCGAAGAAUCCGAGGACAGACGGAUUCAGCAGCGUUUUCAGUUCAAUCUGCAGGAUUUCCAUUGUUGUGCUGUGCUUGGGAGGGGACAUUUUGGAAAGGUGUUGUUGGCAGAGUACAAAAGCACAAACGAGAUGUUUGCAAUCAAAGCCUUAAAAAAAGGAGACAUUGUUGCACGUGAUGAAGUUGACAGCCUUAUGUGUGAGAAGCGCAUAUUUGAAACUGUGAAUAGCGUACGGCACCCUUUCUUAGUAAACUUAUUUGCCUGCUUCCAAACCAAAGAUCACGUGUGCUUUGUUAUGGAAUAUGCAGCUGGUGGGGACCUGAUGAUGCACAUUCAUACUGAUGUGUUUGCAGAACCAAGGGCAGUAUUUUAUGCAGCCUGUGUCGUCCUUGGCUUGCAAUAUUUGCAUGAACACAAGAUUGUUUAUAGAGAUCUGAAGUUGGAUAAUUUGUUGUUGGACACUGAAGGAUUUGUGAAGAUUGCAGACUUUGGUCUUUGUAAAGAAGGAAUGGGUUUUGGGGACCGGACAAGCACUUUCUGUGGGACUCCUGAGUUCCUGGCUCCAGAGGUGCUUACAGAAACAUCGUACACCAGAGCAGUGGAUUGGUGGGGUUUGGGAGUUCUCAUUUAUGAGAUGCUUGUUGGUGAGUCCCCCUUUCCAGGAGACGAUGAAGAGGAGGUGUUUGACAGUAUCGUUAACGACGAAGUGAGAUAUCCUCGAUUUCUGUCAACAGAAGCCAUCUCCAUAAUGAGAAGACUUUUAAGAAGAAAUCCAGAGCGUCGUCUUGGUGCAAGUGAUAAAGAUGCUGAAGAUGUAAAGAAACACCCUUUCUUCAGACACACAGACUGGACCGCUUUGCUAGCAAAGAAAGUCAAGCCCCCAUUUGUACCGACCAUCAAAGGACGGGAAGACGUGAGCAAUUUUGACGAUGAAUUUACCUCAGAAGCCCCAAUUUUAACACCGCCCCGGGAGCCCAGGAUACUGACAGAAGAUGAGCAAGAAUCGUUUAGAGAUUUUGAUUACAUUGCGGAUUGGUGUUGAGGACAUUGGACACUGUGAAACUGGAGCAAAAUGGCAAAAUACUGUCCCCAGCCAUCUUGUGCCAUCGUCAGUUCCUGAUUAUUUUAUUUUUGAAAUCACAUGAAGAUUCUUUUAAAUUACUAUUUUAUAUAAACUCCGCUGAAGAGUGGCCACUUGCAACAUAUCCCCGCUAUUUUAUUAUUUUCUUUUAUUAUUUUAACGAGCACUGGAAGCCGUUUCAAGUCUGGUCCAGCUAACCCUACGGAUGCAGGCGCUGAGCUACAUAUCUGUACUGUACCCGCUCUUCUUCAUACUGGCACCCACCAUCCACAGCUGAAUAUUCUCUGAAUCAGAGUUGAGAGGAACCAAUCAAAUUAGAGAAGGUUAACUCUUUAUAAUGUUCCAAUGCUGUGCUAUGUUCAACCAUAACACUAGUAGUCACUUUAUAAAACACUGUCAGUAGCAGGAGGGUCCUCACACCAUUGUUGGACUACAGCAGCUCUUGUAUCGUCCAGGCAUUCUGGGAAUUGUAGUCCCAAGAAGAGUUGUGGCAGCAGCCUACUAACCUCGAUCUGUUGGAUUUCCCAUAACAAACAAGGUGUUAUUUUAGUGUGGUUUGUUUAAGUGAAUGAUUUAUCCAAAAGAAAAGCCAUAUUCUAGGCAUCCCUCUGGUUACCUGAAAUGUCAAGUUGGUUGUUGCUGGGCUGUGGUUUAGAACUAAGGAUGUAUGAAUCCAGGAUUUGGUUCGGGAUUUGGCCUUUUUCAGCAGGAUUCAGAUUCGGCCGAAUCAGUCUGCCCGGGCCGAACCAAAGCCUAAUUUGCAUAUGCAAAUUAGGGGGCGGCAGGGAAAUUGCAUGACUUUUUGUCAUGAGACGAGGAAGUGAAAAAUGUAUGCCCCUUCCCAUCCCCAAUUUGCAUAUGCAAAUUAGGAUUUGGUUCAGUAUUCAGCCGAAUCUUUUGCAAAGGAUUCGGGGGUUCGGCUGAAUCCAAAAUAGUGCAUUCGGUGCAUCCCUAUUCAGAACCCAAAUUUUUCCAGGCCUUUAAGACAUGCAAGCCCACUGUCUCCCUGCCAUUUUGCUUUGAUUUUUGUGAUUAAAACACAAGUCAAAAACGAUGUUCAGCACAAGCCCUAUGCAUUGAUCCCAUGUUAAAAAGAGAGGUAUACUGCCCCUUCAAGGAAGGGCUUAUUUUGAGUUUGAUGAGCUGAAAAAUGGCAGGGAGAUAAACUGAUUAGAACCGCCCUGUGUGUUCAUUGCCCUUAGACCUUCAGUGUCUUCGGGACAAAGUAGAAAAUAGCCUUAAAGGAUGGUUCACCUUAAGUUAACUUUUAGUAUGUUCUAGAACGCCCAAUUCUAAGCAAAUUUUCAAUUGGUCUUCAUUAUUUAUAUGUUAUAGUUCUUUAAUUAUUUGCCAUUUUCUUCUUACUCUUUGCAGCUUUCAAAUGGGAUUCACUGACCCCAUCUAAAAAUGAAUACUCUGGAAUAGGAGAGGACCUGAAUAAAAAUGAGUAAUAAAAAGUAGCAAUAACAAUAAAUUUGCAGCCUUACAGUCUCUUAUUUAAAUCGGUGCAUGGUUGCUAGGUCAAACUGGGGAGCUGCUGAAUAAAAAGCUAAAUAUGCAAAAAUUGCAGGUAAUAGAAAAUGAAGACCAAUUGCAAAUUACCUCAGAAUAUCCCUCUCUAAAUCAUACUAAACUUUAACUCAAAGGUGAACAACCCCUUUAAGGUAAGUUUGACUUCCUGCCAUUGAGCAGUGGGAUUAGCUGCACAAAUAAGUUCCCAUGGAUAUAGUGUUUUAUUUAGCUCCACGUUAAACAUAAAUGUGCAGAGCUGAUAUUCCUGCUCCUGACUGUUUGUGUAUAGUAAGCUGUGAAUUGGCUGCAACUAGGACAAGUUGUGUAUCAUCAGCCACAAGCAACUUGAGAUACUAAUGGGAAUGAUGUUUUUAUAUGAAUUGUUCCUCCUGUUCACUUUUAGCAGGCUUUUUACAGUUUUGACUAUUUUCAGAUUUCAGCCGAUGCCUUUUAAAAGUCGUAGAUAGUUAAUUUCACUUCUCAAUGCCUUAAAUGUGUUUAGGUAUUUGCCAACUUGCCUGGCUCUGCCACUAGGUGUCCCUGUUUGUUUAGUGUCAUAUCGAGGCUACAGCUUGGAAUCAACAAUUCUAUUUUAAUGGGAAGCUGUGCUCUUUGGUUCCUUUCAAUGACCUAGUGCUGUUGUAGUUUGCUGCAUGCUGGGCCCUGAUUAUUUCUCCUAUAGCACAUGUUUAUUGUACCAAAUCAAACAGCCAUAACUUCCUUUCUAUGGUCCCCACGCAGCUUUACUCCAGUCACAGCUAAUCACACUAAUGUAGGUACAUGAGGGCAAUAAAAAGGUUGAAUGUACUUUAUUUUGUCUUAUUUUAUUUCUAUUUCUUGAGCUAGACAGGGAAACUGAAGUUACUCCAUGUUUUGUUCUUGCAAGAUAGAUCAUUAGAUUCCCAGUGCCCCUGUAUAAUAGACAUCUAUUUAGGGGAGAUUAGUCGCCCAGCAACAAAUCUCCUCUUUUUUGGGCAACUAAACUCCCUGAAAUGGCUUCCUGCCGGCAAGAAUUUUUCGAUGUUACCCGAAGUUUCCUCAUGAGAUGACUUUGGAAAUGUUGCCAUUCUGCCAGUGAUUCACAUUCUUGCAGACGGGAAGGCAUUUCGGGGAGAUUAUCCAAAGAAGAGGAGUUUUGUUGUUGUGUGACUAAUCUCCCCCGAAUCUUACCAUGUGCUAGAGUCCUGCAGCAGAAAAAGUGGGUGACCUGCAGGUUGCGGGUAGAAGUUUCGGGUGCGGGUAUAGACACAGGUCGUGGGUCUUCUCAAUAGCAAGUUUGACUCCUUUUUUCUGAUCACGCCUACUUCCGAUGAUGUCCCUUCCUGUUUACAAUGACAGCACUUCCUAAAUCAUGACGGGUUGGGUAACGGGUCCAAGUGUGUAGGAUGUGGUUCAGAUUUGCGGGUCCCAGGUGGGGUUUAACAAAUUGGUUCCAUGCAGAACUCUACCGUGUGCCACCAGCUUUAUCUGUGCAGCGGUAACUCAUUAUCUACCCCACAAGGACCAAACAUGGAGUAGCUUUGAUUUCCCUGUAUUGCUGAAUAAAUAACUAUAUCCAUAGAUUUUUAAUGAUUAAAAUAGGAAAACGUACAAUGUACAGAAACCCUAAUUAUUGCUCUUGUGUUGAAAACUGCCCCUUUAAUGGACAUGUACUUGCCAACUGCUUAACAGGCAGAACAGUUGGGGGAAGACAGAUACGGAAAGGUGCAUUGUGGGAGAUAAAAGUUCAUUGUGGGAGAUAAAAGUUCAUUGUGGGAAAUAAAGGUGCAUUAUGGGAAGUAAAGAUGCAUUCUGGGAUGCCUCCUUGUAUUCAGUCUGGCCAAUGGGAAGUGUGGCACAACUCGUUAUAAUGAAAAUAAUCUGAGGUGCAGCAGGACUUGAUACAACUAUUUGUACUGACGCAAAACACACAGAGGCAACCGCUGCAAAUGAUUUGAUUUUUAGUUGGCUUUGUGGGAAAGGUGCAGAAAGGUUGAGUCAUGUGACAUGUGCAGCCUGUCUCCCACCUCUUGUGUGUUUUUAUUAGAAAAUGAAAAUGUCACCUGGAUUUCAGUCCUCAUUUGUUUUACCCUGUACUGAAUGACGAGAAGUAAUGCUCCAGAUGCAGUCGUUGGACUAAUAUGAUAUCUUGUAUUCUUCAUUAGUUCCUCCAGUCGUCCAGAAAGGCAAACCAGGUGUCACUAGUUCAUAAAGGAGCUUGGCCUGUUUUACUGCAGCCAUCUUGCUUGCACAUAAUCCCGGGAUUUCCUUCCUUUCCAUUCAUAUUUAUGCAUUUCUAUUGUUUGUAACGUCAGCUUGUGCCUCCACUUCACCCCCUGGUGACUCUCUCUAGUUGUACACUAACAAACAUGACGGCCCACUGGAUUUUCCUUUUUAUUGUUUAGCGCCUGAGGUUAAAAGCAAUAUGUUGUGACAGAAUGUAUAAAUAUUUUUGAUAAAAAUGUAUAUUUUAUAAUGCUAUUGUAACACUAACUGUAGCCGUACCUCAAACAUUAGAGAACAAAGCUCAUCUUCAUUUAUUUGCUGCUUAACGGGAGCGUCCGGCCUUCAGAUCCCUCCCGGCAGUAGCAAUUUGUAUAGGUGCAUUUUCAUUGGACAGUAGGUAGUAACUCAUAUUUCUCUGUAUGGAUCACAUUCCCUUAUCAUGUUACUGGAAUGAUCAAAGUAUUGUCAAUGGCAUGUAAAAGAAAUGCACUACGCAGCAAAACAGAGUACCUCAAAUCACCCAUCAGGCCACCGUAGUUUUGGCAAUUUCCAUUCAAACUGACAGACGUGACUUUACAAAAAUAUAUAUUAUUUGUAGGCAAUGCUAUUAAUUAAUCCCAGAGUGUCGCUCAGCAGGUUGGGUAGGUCUGUAUAAAAGCAAUCGUGUCUCAUCAUAAAUAUCCUUUAUGUCAAAUAGUCCAGCAAAGCAGAUCAGCAGCUGACGAGGGAAAGCGAUGUUACAGUUCAGCUUUGCCUCAGUGACAGUGUGGGCUGUUUAGGGCAAGGCCAGACGUGGCGUUUUUAAAAAAAAGCUCCAUCGGGUCUAAAUACGCCACGUGAAACACACACGACCUCCAACAUGCGUUUUUCAGCAUGUAGGUUUCUUUUCCCAACAUGCACUUCUCAUUGUUCUCGUUCUCCAGAAUUCCGCUGGCUGGAAAAACUAUGUACAUGCAAAAUGAAGCAAAACGCAACAUAAUUUCGUCACCAGCCAUAAAAACGUAUAUGCGUCAUUUAUCUCCCGAGAAUUUGGACGUCACAUUUUAAAUACGCAGCGUAUUUACAUAAAGUGUGGUUUCAAACGUGCAGAUCCCAUAGAGUCUAUUGAUUUGGUCAUUUCUUUAUGUAUUGGUGUUUCUGCUAAAAAAAAAAAAACAAAAAAAAACCCCCACCAAUACUGGCGUCCCGUGGUGGGUCUCAGCUUGUAAGCGCCCUGUGAGAAUUGCUAUAGUGAGUUUUAGUGGUAGUGCAGUUUGUGUAUUCAUGUACAACUGAGGUUUUUUUUAUUUUGUUUUUUUUAAAAAAACAAAAACACCAUGUCUGGCCUUGCCCUUAUAGGUGUGAUAUUAGUGUGUGUGUUUGAGCUUUUGUGCAGGAACCGUGCUCUACAAUUCACCUCCAGCCUUUGCUCUGUACAACACAAUCAUACGUGGCUGCUAUGGCUACACAUGUAACUUACACGCAUGGAAAAUGACACAUCUUUCUCAUUUCCCUUUCAUUUAGCAGCAGCAGCUUUGUUUCUAUUACAUUGUAUAAAUGACUCUUCAUUGGCCAGCUGAUAUUGAUGAUAUUCUGUUUAUCUCUACUGAUUGUACCAAUGUUGCACACAGGCAAAUGGCAUGUACAAAGGAAUAAAGCAAUUGGCUGGAUUAGUCCUGCAGUGGAACUUUACAGAGCAUGGCUGCUGCUCCUGAGGAAAUCCACAGUAUUAGUAGCUGAUAUUUUUUUAUUUUUGUUAAAUCAUAGCUUUUCCAUAAACAUGGGGUCACCAGCCCUUACCAAACCCCAACUCUCCCAGUAUUUUAAAAAUGGUGGUGUGUUCCCCUGGGUGAGAGAAUCUUGUGAGCAGGUACCUCGUAUUACUCCUACUUGUAGCUGGUGUCAAACAAAUCCCUGUAGAAUCCCUCUCCAAGCACACAAUGUACAGAACUGUGUUCAUCUAAUGGAAUCACUAAUUAGUAACCAGGGAAUGUCACAAACAGAAGCUGAAGAGAAGCACUAAUUUUAUCUUUGUAGGAUGUCCUAUUGUUUUUUUUACAGAUAACUAUUUUUAGGCAAAUUAUGAUUUUAAACUCUAGAUUGUAAAUAUAUUUUGCUAUAGCUGUAAGUGGCUGCUCAAGCACUUUGUAAGGAAAUUAGAAUAUUUUUAGGAUGGUACACUAUGCAUUGAUAUGAAAUGUGCCUUUAAGAAAAUGUCAUUCUCAAAAGGAGUGUUUUGCAGUCAUUAAAUCCUAUGAAUGCACAAAUUAAACCAUUAAAUAGACUCAA
Messenger RNA from Xenopus laevis (African clawed frog), 9419 nucleotides. RefSeq names its product protein kinase N2 L homeolog (gene pkn2.L). The coding region runs from base 444 to 3395 and encodes 983 amino acids. Gene Ontology annotation, cellular component: anchoring junction; membrane; nucleus. NCBI's taxonomy places the organism in Eukaryota, Metazoa, Chordata, Amphibia, Anura, Pipidae. The record is from RefSeq and is a predicted model, not a curated record. The transcript is spliced from 22 exons. Gene Ontology annotation, biological process: signal transduction. Gene Ontology annotation, molecular function: ATP binding; protein serine/threonine kinase activity; diacylglycerol-dependent serine/threonine kinase activity.